GGCGGCUCCUUCUCAGCGGCUGGCGCUCUGGACGGCGGCAGCAGCAUGAGCGGGGCGGAGAGUGGCAGCGGAUCAGAGCUGCCGCCGCUGCCCAAGAGCCUGAGCGGGCUGCUGAACUCCUCCUCGGGCGGCGGCGGGCGCUGGCGGGACCUGGAGCGGCUCUACGCGCAGAAAUCCCGCAUCCAGGACGAGCUGAGCCGGGGGCGGGCGAGCAGCGGCGGCCGAGGCUCCCCCCGGCCGCCCAACCUGGACGCGGCGCUGGCCCUGCUCCGCAAAGAGAUGGUUGGCCUUCGGCAGCUGGAUAUGUCAUUGCUAUGUCAACUGUACUCCCUUUAUGAAUCAAUACAAGAAUACAAAGGGGCAUGCCAAGCUGUAUCUAGUGCAGACUGCACAUACGCUUUGGAAAAUGGCUUUUUUGAUGAAGAGGAGGAAUAUUUCUAGGAACAACAAAGCAGGGACAAAAGUGCAUGGAUCAGUCUUUCACCCUGUGUAACUCUCAUUUCCAAGAAAGAUUGGAGACUGGAAUUUAUCUAGACAUCUCUUCUUGUGGGGUACACCCCCGCUACCUUACCUCAUUUAUUUCUGGCAGACUGUCAAUACAAGUUACACAUGCAUAAGCUACUUCUGGAAAGUGACGUGCUGCAUGUUUUGAGGAGUCCUCCAGCCUGUUUGACAGGUGGUAUCAUUUUUAAUUUGCAGGCUGGGUGUUUCCAACCUACUGAUUUUUGGCAAGUAACUUACAGCUAUAAUUUUGAUCAAGAGAGUGAUAACAUCCUGAGUAUUCUAAUAACUCUUUCGUAAUUGUGGUGUGAAUAACUAUGGAUGGUAUGCGUUUGUCAACAGUACAGAUAAAUACUGUUUGAAGAAAUGAUUUGAUACACACAUUCCAAGCUGUACUAAGCUAGUCUGCUCUUAUCAGCCACGUCACUUAACUCCAGUUCUGCACUGGGUGGAUUGUUUACACAAUUUCUCAGAUAUUUGUCUUUCCCCCUCUCUACAUAAAACCAUAUUUUGCCAUGUUCUUUUCCUCCUAGCCCAAAAGCUGUAUGUAUGCUAGUGAAUGUUAUCAGUACCUUUUUUUCCUGCUGAUCUAAUUCACUUUCUUAGUGCUACCAAGGGGCUAUAACUUUUACAUUGACUUCUAGAGAUGUCUUGCAUAAACACAGUUCUGUGACUGCUAACAUCUGUUUCAAAAUGGUUUACUCAGCUUUUACUGUAUUGAAUAGUAAAAGCAUAGAUUCAGUCAGUCUGUCGGCCACUGUGUGGCUUGUAAUAAGCCAAACUCUUAUACAAGUGUUUUCAGUCACAUGAAGAUGAAGUAUCAGGAAUCCUUUAAUACAAGAUACUGGGACAAACUGCAAUAUUUUGUACUGGGUCAACUUUGUUUCUGGAAGGUUAACUUCCAACUUAAAAAAAA
Molecule: messenger RNA, 1417 nt
Organism: Chelonoidis abingdonii (Abingdon island giant tortoise)
Lineage: Eukaryota; Metazoa; Chordata; Testudines; Testudinidae
Gene: FAM89A
Product: family with sequence similarity 89 member A
Source: RefSeq, a predicted model, not a curated record